AUGAACUUCAUAGGCUUCCCAAAACGCAAAUAUGCAAGCGACGAAGCAUUUACCUACACAAUACUUCCUUCUCCCACUUCUAUACGAUUGCUUGAGAUAAGAUCAAAACUAUGGAGUCGCACCAGAUACUCUUUCCAUGUGGUGGAACUUGCUGAAGCUCCGACAUUCGACGUUGUAUCUCAUUCUCGCAGAGAUCUGGUUCCACGGAGCCACAUUAUACUUUGCGAUGGCAAGAUAUUGAAAAUAUGUGGGGAUGCAAAAGAUGCAGUCAAGGCAGGAAGAGACAUUGUUGCGAAAACUUCUAGAAAGACGAAGAUACGAUACAUUUGGAUUGAUUCUGUAUGCAUCAAUCCAGAAGAUGCCAUGGAUCGCACUGCCCAAAUUUCAAUCUUACCAGAAAUACUCAAGAAAGCUCGAAAUGUCAUCGCUUGGCUCGGGAAGAAGGAUGCUUUCACUUAUGAUGCAUUUAAAGCGCUCAAAACACUAUCUUCAGUACCACAUGAUGAGUGGUCAAAUUUAGUUAGUUUGGAUUGGGACUACCAGAAGAGCUACUUCGAGAGGCUCAAUAUUGUUCCCCUACAAUUGCAAUCAUGGCUUAGCCUGAUAGCUUUCUUCAAUAGACCUUGGUUUUCAGGGAUUUGGGCUGUACAGGAGGUGACAAUGGGGAACAAUGUAAUCCUUUCUUGCGGCAAGAAUGUAGUUCCUUGGGAAAUGGUUUCGAAAACAUUGUCCUUCUUGACCCAUACUGGAUGGUAUAAAGAACUGCACACCAAUCAUUUGACAAAUUUUCCUGGUGAUGGAUUGAAUGGCAGGCGACUGAAGAAAUACCAGAUACUACUGAACUCAGACACUGGUUUUAAGAUGGCAGUAAUACAGCUUGAAUCCACUCGAGCAGGGAGGGAAUCCACUCAACUCCUUCCCUUGUUUCGAUAUCUUCUUCGCGCUCAUCGGUAUUGUGAAGUUUCUGAUAAACGCGAUAUUAUUUAUGGUCUGCUUGGUUUAUCGAGGAAAGACAGCCUUCCAUUCACAAAGUUCCCAGAUGCCAUUUCACCCAAUUACGAAACAACCGCACAAGAUGUGUAUAGCACAGUUGCUAGAAUAUUGCUCCGAUGCUAUGGUCUUGGUAUCUUGUCCGAUGUUCAGGACUCGCUAGCGUCUAUACCUAAUCUACCAACCUGGGUCCCGGAUUAUAGCGUUCCAAGGAGACCUCUGCCUUUGUCGAUGCGUGGCGACUGUAGUUGGAGUGCAUGUGGUGAUUUGAGAUGGAUACUAGAAUUCUCGGAGACAGAUUCUACCUUUUUGAAGUUGCAAGGCAUACCACUCGAUGCAGUCUGUGAAAAGGUCAAACAACAGAAUAAGUCAUUACACCCAAUGGAAUUCUUGGAUGGAGUAUAUGAAGUUGCAGCUCAUCUUGACCCUAUAUAUCCUCUUUCGAUGGGUGGCAAGUGAGUCUUCCGAAAACGCCUGUAUUUCCAUAAAUCUACUAAUUCCAUGAAUCAACAGGUUUCAAUCUUCGCGGGAAGUUGUAUGGCGCACUCUUUUGGCCGAUGCAUACCAAAAAGAACAUCCGGCACCACAAGAGUGCGAGGAACUCGUAGCACAAUAUCAAGAAUGGGUACGCAAUGGUGCUCACGCAGCAUAUUCCAUGCAGCGACUGAGUAUCACGGAAAAACAACAGCGCAAAUACAGCAAGGAGGAUUUCUCUCAACUUGAGAAAGAAAUUGAAGCUGCAAACGACGCGCGAAGUUUAUUUCGAACUCGCAAUGGCUAUCUUGGCAUUGGGGCACAAUCGCUACGUCCGUUUGAUGAAGUCUGGCUUUUGGCAGGUGCUUCAGUUCCAUUUAUCCUUCGAAAAUGUGAAGAUGGAUCCUAUGAAUUGGUUGGAGAAGCAUAUUUGCAUGGUGUUAUGCAUGGAGAAGCACUGGAAUGGGGACUCGAUUUGAGGAAUAUAUUAUUAAAAUAA
Molecule: messenger RNA, 1963 nt
Organism: Sclerotinia trifoliorum
Lineage: Eukaryota; Fungi; Ascomycota; Leotiomycetes; Helotiales; Sclerotiniaceae
Source: the annotation of a GenBank genome assembly